UGGAUGUCAGCGAGACACUCUCACAGCCGUCCUCGUGCCCCAACAUGACGCGGGGUAUAUUGCGCAUCCCUGCAGCUCCGAUUCACAUCAUUCGCGAUGUCGUCGCACUCCUCCGUUCCGCAAGUUGACCGCGACCUCGAAGCGCAAGAGCGGGCGCAAGAGCCGAGCGCAGAGUAUCACGGGCGAUGGCAUGUGGCCCUGCACCCUUCCGUGAAAAAGAACACGCCACGUGGCGCGCUGCCGUUCCUGCAUCCGACGCACGCGACGUUGACCUCGAGCACCGGGGACAAACUGCGCUGGACCUCGAGAGACCACCGCAAGAACCGUCACGUCGUCAGCAAUCCACGGAGCGGACAGCCGAGACAAGCCAAGGACGACGGGAUGUGGACGAAAUUUGCCAGGAUGCGGAGGGUCGAGUACUGGAACAUUAGUUGGUGGGUUGCUAUGGCUUUCACCUCUGGGAGCAUCGUCUGGGUCAUCAACGGAUUCAUCGUCUUUCUGCCCUUCGUCAACUCGCACGUGGGGAAAGACAUGGUCGGCGGAGGGUGGUCGGCCUGGAUAGGCGCCACGAUCUUCGAGUUCGGUGGGAUCCUGGCGAUGUGGGAAGCGUGGAACCGCGGAGACUCGUCCGACUUCGGCUGGGGCGUUGACCAGAUGCUGCAAACAGCAGAUCUCAAACGCCCAGGCUCCUUGCGGUCUGAUCACGGCGAGCCUCCGAUGCCAGAGAAGAAGAGGUGGAUCUGGUUCUCGCUAGAAGGGAAAUAUUUCCAUGAGAUCGGGUUCCUGGCUGCGUUUGUCCAGUACUGGGCUGCUACCAUAUUCUGGAUCAGCGGAUUCACAGGCCUCCCUGCAAUCCAGGACGCAAUUACCUCGAACACCGGGCUGUUAGAUGGGGUCUAUUGGACCCCGCAGGUCAUCGGUGGCACCGGGUUCAUCAUAUCUUCGUGCGUCUCCCAUCUCCUCCCAAAAUCCCUCACCAAACGCAGGUCUUCCAAGAACGCUACUGAUGAUCGAAGCACAAAAGAAAUGGUACCGUCCGGCCCCGAGUUCGCUGGGGUGGCAGAUCGGCUUCUGGAACCUGGUUGGUGGGGUGGGAUUCACUUUAUGCGGAGCGCUUGGCUACGGACAGAACAGCAGCACCAAACUGGCAUACCAGAGCUCAUGUUCCACGUUUUGGGGUGGAUGGGCCUUCUUGAUCGGGAGUCUGAUACAGUGUAA
Messenger RNA from Mycena citricolor, 1218 nucleotides. The record is from the annotation of a GenBank genome assembly. NCBI's taxonomy places the organism in Eukaryota, Fungi, Basidiomycota, Agaricomycetes, Agaricales, Mycenaceae.